Monoraphidium neglectum is the source of this 1998-nucleotide messenger RNA. RefSeq names its product peptidase S8/S53 subtilisin kexin sedolisin. Gene Ontology annotation, biological process: proteolysis. The transcript has 6 exons. The record is from RefSeq and is a predicted model, not a curated record. Lineage: Eukaryota; Viridiplantae; Chlorophyta; Chlorophyceae; Sphaeropleales; Selenastraceae. The coding region runs from base 1 to 1998 and encodes 665 amino acids. Gene Ontology annotation, molecular function: serine-type endopeptidase activity.
AUGGAGGCCCUCCCGAUGUCAAUCGUGGCGCUGCCAAGCCGCGCGGCGGCAGAGGCGCUGCUGACUGACCCCUUGGUCGAGUCUGUGGUAGAGAACGGGCUGAACAGGCCCGAGCUUGUGCAGAGCCUUCCCCUUAUUGGGCAGCCGGCGGCGGCGGCGCAGGGCUACAACGGCAGCGGAUGCGUAGUGGCGCUCCUGGAUACAGGUGCCGACUACGCACACCCUGACCUGGGCGCCUGCCCCUACCCCGGUGCCCCGGAGCCCUGCCGCGUCGCGUUUGCGCGCGACUUCACCCCUGCUGAUGACGGUCUGACGGACUCCAGCGGCCACGGCACCAACGUGGCCAGCAUCAUCGCCAAGGUGGCUCCAGGGGUGAAGAUUCUUGUGCUGGACGUGUUCAAACAGAGUACGACUGGAGACUCUCUCGCCUGGGACGCGGAUAUCCUGGCCGCCAUUGACUGGGUGUUGAAGGCUAAAGCCGACGGCUCCUACAACGUCUGCGCCAUCAACCUGUCCCUCGGCUCCACCAGCAAAUGGUUUUCUGAAGUCUGCAACGACAGCCCCUACACGGUGGCGUUCGCCGCCGCGCGAGCAGCCGGCAUCGUGCCCGCCGCAGCGGCCGGCAACGCCGCCCUCAAGGGGCGGCUGCCCACGCCGGCAUGCACGCCCGGGGCGGUCAGCGUGGGCGCCACGUACGACCAAGAUCUGAGGGCACGCGACUGGCGCGUGUGCGGGGAUGAGAUUCCUGUUGAGAAUCAUGUCACAUGCUUCAGCAACAGUGCGCCAUUCCUGACAAUCCUGGCACCGGGGGCAAUCAUCAAUGCGGGCGGCUGGUCCAUGGCCGGCACCAGCCAGGCAGUGCCGCACGUGACCGGCUCCAUCGCGGUCCUGAAGUCCCUGGCGCCAUCUGCCACGUCAGACCAGGUCGUCGCCGCGCUGCUCCAAGGCGGCAUCCCAACACUGGACCCCAGCGCCGGCGUCACGACGCCAAGAGUCAACCUGUGGAACUCGAUUGAGGCGCUCCGAGGGAUUCUAUCAAAGCAGGCACCUGAGUCGCAGCUGGACACCGCGGCACCAACGUGCAGAGUGCAGAUCGUCAGUACUGACGGCCCCGCCUUGACCUACUCCAAAAACGUCACCUUGGUCAUUGUCGGCUCCGACCCCAGCGGGAUCGACGCAAUGUGCAUCACCAACGCCGGCGCAAAGGCGGCGUCGGCGGGCUGCACAGCUUGGGAGCCGUUUGCUGAGGUCAAGCAGUGGCGGCUCGAGGAGGGGCCCUUCGGAUCCCGAGCGGUCGGCGUCUUCCUGCGCGACACCUUGGGCAACGCCAUGCUUAAGCCGGCACUGGCCGAGACCGAGCUCGUGCCCGUGACGACUGUCGCCGUCAGCGGUGGCGCGGCGUUCACGGCGUCCCGGGCUAUCAACCUCUCUAUCUCAGCGCUCGGGGCCGAUCCCGCCACCACAAAAAUGUGCGCCAGCCUCACCGCCCGGACGCUGCGGGCCUGCAGCACGUGGGUGCCCUUCUCUCGCACCCGGAAGUUCACGCUGGGAACGGCUCAGCGCAAGCAAACGGUCCGUGUGUUUUUCAAGGACCCAAAGCUCGACCUACCGCCGGCUUCAGUAGACGUGACGUACGACGCCCAGGCGCCAAAGAUGACAUCAGCCGACAUGCGGCUGAAUGCCACCGCCGCCGGGCCCGAUUCGCUAAUCAUACAAUACGUCCAAGCGGCAAAAGACGCAGUCUCAGGUGUUGCUUCCUACCUGAUUGUCGGGCAGGAAGGGCCUGCGCCACCCGCUGCACGCUGCAGCAGCUCGCCGCUGCGGAAGCGGGUCAUGCGGGGCGCCUUCGCGCAAGAGGCCGGCGCCGCGGGGCUGCUCACCGACGCAGUGACUUUCGUGGGGCUGAAAGGGCAGUCCACUUACUCAAUCCGCAUCUGCGCAGUCGACGCUGCCAACAACACGGCGCUUGGUGUGGUCUUGGUUGCAAAGACUGAUUGA